AUGAGGCGAUCUGCCAUUUUUUUCGUCAUAGGUCUUUUGGCUUUAAUCACUCUCACUUCAGCUGAAAUAUACUUAAAAGAAACGUUUUCCGACAAUGACUGGGAAAAGCGUUGGAUUCAUUCCAAGCAUAAAGAAGACCUCGGCACGUUUGAAGUAACAGCUGGUGAUUUUUACGCUCACGAAAUUGAAUCUCGUGGCCUUCAAACUACACAAGACGCAAAGUUUUAUGCGAUUUCUACGAAAUUUGAUAAGAUAAUCGAUAAUUCGGACAAGGAUUUGGUGGUUCAAUUCUCUGUCAAACAUGAACAAAAUAUCGAUUGCGGUGGAGGUUAUGUAAAACUUCUUCCUCCAGAAUUUGAUAUGUUGUCUUUCAAAGGAGAAUCAUUAUACAAUGUCAUGUUUGGGGGAGAAAACAAACAAAUAAAAAAGACUUUAAAGGCACCAUCGGAUCAAUUAACACAUUUAUAUACUUUGAUAUUAAAGCCUGAUCAUACGUAUAAAGUCUUGAUUGAUAAUGUAGAAGAAGCAUCUGGAACAUUAGAGGAAGAUUUUGAUUUGCUUCCACCAAAAGAAAUUAUAGAUGCCAACGCUAAAAAGCCUGAUGAUUGGGAUGAUAUAGCUGAGAUCCCAGAUCCAGAUGAUCAUAAGCCAGCUGAUUGGGUAGACCACCCGUCUACGAUCCCAGAUCCCGAUGCAAAAAAACCCGAUGACUGGGAUGAUGAAAUGGAUGGGGAUUGGGAGCCACCACACAUCUCUAAUCCCGAUUACAAAGGAGUAUGGCAACCAAAGAAGAUUCCCAAUCCUAAGUACAAAGGAGAAUGGAAGGCACCCAUGAUUCCAAAUCCAGAUUUUGUCCCAGAACCACAACUUCAUGCUUAUAACAGCGCAUUUAUCGGAUUCGAUUUGUGGCAAGUGAGAUCUGGCACUAUAUUUGAUAAUAUAUUGAUUACUGAUGAUGUUGAAACAGCAGAAGCCUUUGCCAAUGAGACAUUUGUCAAAUUCCGAGAUGCGGAAAAAGAAGCAAAGAGAAAAUUGGACGAAUUAGAGAAGAAAGAAAAAGAAGGGACUGAUGCUACUGAAAAGAAAGACGAUGAUGACAUUAUUGAUCUAGAUGUUAAACUUGGUGAUGAUGGAGAAGUUAAAGUCACAAAACCAGAUGACGAAGAAACAGAAGAAAAAGCCAAGUAUGAAGAAGAGAAACGAAAAGUCAAAGAGGAAGAAGAGAAAGGAAAAGUCAAAGAGGAAGAAAAGAAAGGAAAAAUCAAAGAGGAAGAAGAUAAAGGAAAAGUCAAAGAAGAAGAAAAGAAAGAAAAAGUCAAAGAGGAAGAAGAUAAAGGAAAAGUCAAAGAGGAAGAAAAGGAAGAAAACGUCAAAGAAGAAAAGGAAGAAAACGUCAAAGAAGAAAAGAAAGAAAAAGCCAAAGAAGAAAAGAAAGAAAAAGCCAAAGAAGAAAAGAAAGAAAAAGUCAAAGAAGAAAAGAAAGAAGAAAAGAAGGAAAAAGUCAAAGAGGAGAAAGAGCAAAAAGAUGAAGUAAAGGUAGAAAAAGAAAUAAAAGGAGAAACAAAAGUGAAAAAGGAUGAAAAAGACGAAAUGGAUAAAUUACUUGAUGACUUUGAGGAAGAAUUGGGUCUGCCUCCAAAACCGCCAAAGAAAGAAGAACAUAAAUUACCGAUAAGAGAUGAAUUUUAG
Molecule: messenger RNA, 1689 nt
Organism: Cetraspora pellucida
Lineage: Eukaryota; Fungi; Glomeromycota; Glomeromycetes; Diversisporales; Gigasporaceae
Source: the annotation of a GenBank genome assembly